CCCACAGUCUCUUCCGGGUGUUUUGGUGUUUUCCCUCAGCUGGACGUCGGACGGUGACAGCGAGCUAACGAAGAUAAAAGCCUUAAUUUUUUGCCAAAAUGAACCGACUUUUUGGAAGAGGAACACCCAAGGGUCCACCACCGAACCUUACGGACUGCAUAGGGAGUGUUGAUUCUCGGACGGAGUCCACUGACAAGAAGAUUGCCAGACUAGAUGCUGAGUUAGUGAAGUACAAGGACCAGAUGAAGAAGAUGAGAGACGGGCCCUCAAAGAACAUGGUCAAGCAAAAGGCUCUGAGAGUUCUGAAGCAGAAGCGAAUGUACGAGGGCCAGAGAGAUAACCUCAUGCAGCAGUCGUUCAACAUGGAGCAGACAAACUACUCAAUCCAGACCCUUAAAGACACUAAAACCACAGUUGAUGCCAUGAAAGUCGGCCUCAAAGACAUGAAGAAAGCCUACAAGCAUGUGAAAAUUGAUCAGAUUGAGGAUCUGCAAGAUGAACUCGGAGACAUGAUGGAGGACGCCAAUGAAAUCCAGGAGGCGAUGGGCAGAAGCUACGGCACACCUGACAUCGAUGAGGACGACUUGGAAGCGGAGCUGGACGCGUUGGGAGAUGAGCUCCUGAUGGACGAGGACAGCUCCUACCUGGACGAGGCUUCCACGGCUCCUUCCAUCCCAGAGGGCAUGCCCGGCGACAAGUCCGUCAACAGGGAUGGUGUCCUGGUGGACGAGUUCGGCCUUCCUCAGAUUCCCGCUACAUAAGAGCAAUCAGGAUGCUCGUGCUAGUUUUACAUGUAUCAUAGCCUUUUGUAUGUACCCAACUGACACUCCUAGCCUUAUAAUGCAUAAUCAUAAACCAAAGCAUCUGCUGUUGAAUGCAUUUUGGAAACUAAUGUCAAGUCAGGCAUCUUUAAUUAAAAGUUGUGAUUAUUAUUUUGAGUGUGCUCAUAUCGUAUGCAUCUGAAUUGGAUUCUCUUAACUUUGUACAGUUUCGGCAGCGUUUGUUGCCAAGAACUAAAUAAAUUAUAUUUUUCAAAGAC
Messenger RNA from Notothenia coriiceps (black rockcod), 1039 nucleotides. It is a transcript of the gene chmp5b, whose product is annotated as charged multivesicular body protein 5b. Gene Ontology annotation, cellular component: multivesicular body. The transcript has 8 exons. Lineage: Eukaryota; Metazoa; Chordata; Actinopteri; Perciformes; Nototheniidae. Gene Ontology annotation, biological process: vesicle budding from membrane; late endosome to vacuole transport via multivesicular body sorting pathway. Bases 99 to 761 code for a protein of 220 amino acids. The record is from RefSeq and is a predicted model, not a curated record.